Perca fluviatilis (European perch) is the source of this 1865-nucleotide messenger RNA. RefSeq names its product PRP18 pre-mRNA processing factor 18 homolog (yeast) (gene prpf18). Gene Ontology annotation, cellular component: U5 snRNP; U4/U6 x U5 tri-snRNP complex; U2-type post-spliceosomal complex. The coding region runs from base 119 to 1171 and encodes 350 amino acids. The record is from RefSeq and is a predicted model, not a curated record. The transcript is spliced from 11 exons. Lineage: Eukaryota; Metazoa; Chordata; Actinopteri; Perciformes; Percidae. Gene Ontology annotation, biological process: generation of catalytic spliceosome for second transesterification step; RNA splicing.
UUAACUUCCGGUUUAAGUGUCAAGUGGUAGCUAGCUAGUUUAGCGUUGUUGCGAAAGUCUUAGCUAGCUACAUGUGUGGUUAUUUGUUGAAAUAAACGAAUAACGACCACAAUUGAAAAUGGAUACACUGAAAGCUGAGAUCUUAAGGAAAAGAAAACUCAUCGAAGACAAACAGCUUGUUGAUGGCUCCAAAAAAUUCUUCAAAAGGUCUGAUCUUGCACGCAUGGAACAAGAAGACUACUUCAUAAGAUGUGGAUACAAGGUACAGAGAGAGACUCCUGAGAGCCAGAUUGAUAAGAAAGAAGAUGAUGAGCCAUCCACCUCAGCUAAUCCAGUGUUAGAACUGGAACUAACAGAAGAGAAGCUGCCAAUGACACUGUCGCGACAGGAAGUAAUUCGCCGGCUUAGGGAACGAGGGGAACCAAUCCGACUGUUUGGAGAGUCCGAUUAUGAUGCCUUCCAGAGACUCAGGAAGAUUGAGAUUCUGACCCCGGAAGUAAACAAGGGCUUGAGGAAUGACCUAAAAGCAGCCAUGGACAAGAUUGAUCAGCAGUACCUAAAUGAGAUUGUUGGAGGAACAGAGCCAGGAGAAGUGGACACACAGCACGACCUGAAAGUCCAUGAAGAAAACACCACUAUAGAAGAGUUGGAGGUUCUUGGUAAAACCCUAGGCACAGGAGAUGAUGAUGGAGACCAGGAGCUUAUCGACAAAUUUUUGAGGUUUCUUCUUGGUGUUUGGGCCAAAGAUCUGAACAGCCGAGAGGACCACGUGAAGCGAAGUGUUCAGGGCAAGCUGGCCAGCGCAACUCACUCACAGACUGAGUCUUACCUCAAACCUCUCUUCAGGAAGCUCAGGAAGAAGAGUUUACCAGCUGACAUCAAAGAGUCAAUCACGGACAUAAUUAAGUUCAUGUUGGAGAGAGAGUAUGUCAAGGCAAAUGAUGCCUACCUGCAGAUGGCCAUUGGUAAUGCUCCGUGGCCUAUCGGUGUGACCAUGGUGGGUAUCCACGCCCGUACUGGGCGAGAAAAGAUCUUCUCCAAGCAUGUGGCCCAUGUGCUCAACGAUGAGACACAGAGAAAAUACAUCCAGGGACUGAAGAGGCUAAUGACUAUCUGCCAGAAACACUUCACGACUGUGCCAUCAAAGUGUGUGGAGUACAACGCUCUUUAACUUGUGACUUCAGCUUAAUUUAGGCUAAAGCUGUCAGGUCAGUUGUAUCACAAUCCGAAAUGGGAUUUUUUUCACAGCAGCUCAGUUAUAGGUUCUGGCAUGACUGGUUGUCAAAGUCAUGUAUAUCAAGGGCCUUCAAGUACAUCUGCAUUUUGUCGGGGAUAACAGUUUGAGAAAAAUCAUUAUUUAAACGGAAUUUGGGUGAGUCAGACCUUUUUGUAUACAGUCAGAAUUUUGCUCACUUAUAAGUGAAAAUUUAAAGAGUAGACUUGUCUUUGUGAACUACUGGGAAAAAUGAUGCACUUGUUAUGCCAAUAAUAGUCACAUGACUUCAGUCCUACUUAAGAACAUGUUCAUGGAUGCUCUGAGGAGUUCCAUCCCAUUCUUGCAGAAAAAAAGCCUUCACUUUUCUUUUCUUUUUUUACUACUCUUGUUCUGUUAAUAUUGGCUUUCACAAGUUUUUCAAAGAUUUAUUGUCAUGAUGUGGGAAACAAAGUGUCAUUUACCUAGGAAGAUCCAGUAAUGUAAGUUUUAUUACACCUGAGACAUGACAGUUAUUAACUCCUUAUUGACGUGCUAAAAUCAAAGACGAUUCUGUUCUAUGUGCAUGUUUGAGUUUUAGCAGAUUAUUAAACUAAUAAAUGUGUCCCUGUACUAUCUUAGUAAGAAAAUAAAGUGUUGCCUUGUUACAACA